AUGCAGUACCUCAUUGCAGUCAUCGUCGGAGCUGGCGCCGCGCUCGCUGGUGUUGUCCCUCGCGCCGAGGCCUCGCCGGCCGCCGUCGCCGUCGGCGGUCCCCUCGAAGGCUCGCUCCAGGCCAUCACGCACUUGUACAUCUGUCAAAACAUCAACUUUGGCGGUAGCUGCCAGAACGUGGAGGUUAGCACCGGUGUUUGCUACAACCUCAUCAAUGGCUGGAACGACGUUGUCAGCUCGCUCGGCCCGGACGCCGGGACUUCGUGCACCCUCUAUGAGAACAAUGGCUGCUCCGGUGCCUCUCUCCCCAACAUCGUCAACCCCGGCAUCUCCAACUUGGGCGAGCGCGGCUUCAACGACCGCGCGAGCUCGUUCCGAUGCUUCUAGAUCGUCUCCAAUACGGCCUCGUGGCGUUCUAUCCCUAGUACACUGUCACCUCAAUGACAACAACCACUCAGAAGGUGCUGCUGUCUGGAUCCUGAUAGCACGCUCCUGAACGAAGGAUAAGCGCGGAGACGGCGACAUUCUUGUGUGAUUGGAAGGACAAGAGGGGGGAAAGUGGUGACGGAGAGUUGAUGGUGUCUCUUGGUCCUUGAGAAUGGUUCUCUUCUAAAUAUACAGUCAUCCAGCUGUCAGAUACACUAUAUAUA
Colletotrichum destructivum is the source of this 650-nucleotide messenger RNA. Its product is annotated as Putative gamma-crystallin. Bases 1 to 387 code for a protein of 128 amino acids. The transcript is spliced from 4 exons. NCBI's taxonomy places the organism in Eukaryota, Fungi, Ascomycota, Sordariomycetes, Glomerellales, Glomerellaceae. The record is from RefSeq and is a predicted model, not a curated record.